This is a messenger RNA of Lasiodiplodia theobromae, 1494 nucleotides long. RefSeq names its product Fatty acid elongase. The transcript has 3 exons. Gene Ontology annotation, molecular function: fatty acid elongase activity. Gene Ontology annotation, cellular component: endoplasmic reticulum membrane. Gene Ontology annotation, biological process: fatty acid elongation, saturated fatty acid; very long-chain fatty acid biosynthetic process; fatty acid elongation, monounsaturated fatty acid. NCBI's taxonomy places the organism in Eukaryota, Fungi, Ascomycota, Dothideomycetes, Botryosphaeriales, Botryosphaeriaceae. The record is from RefSeq and is a predicted model, not a curated record. Bases 1 to 1494 code for a protein of 497 amino acids.
AUGUCGGGCGCUACCUUCCACGUCGAGCUACCCUCGCGCGACCUGUUCAAAUUCCCCCCGGACUGGGCCCCGCCCGCGCUCGCGCCGCCGCAGCCUACUGGCACUCUCAGAGCUCCCUUUAGCAUCAGCGCCGAGACGUAUAAUGCGCUCCUGUCCGCCAAGGUCCCCGCGACUAUUGCGACCGUCUACGCGAUCACUGUCACCCUGCUCAACCGCUACAACAAGAGCCGCGGCAACAAGCCGUGGGCCAUCAGCAAGACCCGCAUCUUCUACGCUUUCGUCAUCCUCCACAAUGUGUUUCUGGCCGUGUACUCGGGCGUCACCAACGUUGCCAUGGCGAGGGCCCUCUACCGUCUGACUCCUGGCCUGAAUGCCGGUUUGGUCGAGAAUGUGGACGCAUACUGCAAGAUUCAUGGGCCCCGCGGACUCGGAAAUGCUGUUACCUUCAACAACACUAGCGAGGCCUGGGAGGUGAAGAACACCCAGAUUCUGCUGGGCGCAAAUGGUCAGCCUGAUCCUACCGACGUUGGCAGGAUGUGGAACGAGGGUCUUGCAUUCUGGGGCUGGUGGUUCUACUUGUCCAAGUUCUACGAGGUGCUUGACACGGUCAUCAUUCUGGCGAAGGGCAAGCGCAGCUCCACUCUGCAGACCUACCACCACGCCGGCGCCAUGCUCUGCAUGUGGGCUGGUAUCCGCUUCAUGUCGGCUCCUAUCUGGAUGUUCGUCUUCAUCAACUCGGGCAUUCACGCGCUCAUGUAUCACGGCCAGUACACAUACUACACCGUCUCCGCUCUCGGUGUCCGCGUCCCGCAGCCGAUCAAGCGUACCUUGACCACCAUGCAAAUUGCACAAUUCGUUAUUGGCGCAAAUUUCGCGGCUCUCCACCUCUUCGUGUCGUACACCGUUCCAGUCUCGACUCCUUACACUCUCGUCCACACUGUGACGUCUGCGGCUGCUGAGGCUGCUUCCGCUGUGUCUUCCUCUGCCACCUCUGUCGCCGCUGUUGCUGGUGCCACCGGCCUUGGCUCUGUGAUCAAGAAGAUGCUCCUCCGCGCAGCUGGCGAGGAGGGACUGGCAGAGAAUGUGCGUGACGACUCUGGCAACAUUUUCGGAGCGGAGGCCGGCAAUACUGCUGCGACCCGCGAAGAGAUCAAGUGGAGGGACGAGUACGUCCGGGUGCCCUGCAUUGACACCACUGGCCAAUCAUUCGCAAUUUGGUUAAACGUCAUCUACCUGAUGCCUCUGACCGCGCUCUUCGUCCGCUUCUUCAUCCGUUCCUACAUCAAGCGCACCAGCCAGGCCUCCAAGGUCAACGCCACUUCGAAGGCGGCCAAGGACGCGACUCACGGCAUUGAGCGCGAGAUGCACGCUACGAACGGUUCUGCGAAUGGGAAGCCUCACCAGAAUGGAUCCGCUAAGCAGGAAAACGGCGGUCUCAGCACCACCAACCCCAACAAGAACGAAAAGAGCUACGCCGAUAUGGUCAAGCCCUAA